This is a messenger RNA of Acaulospora morrowiae, 494 nucleotides long. NCBI's taxonomy places the organism in Eukaryota, Fungi, Glomeromycota, Glomeromycetes, Diversisporales, Acaulosporaceae. The record is from the annotation of a GenBank genome assembly.
CCUCUCCAAUCAAGCAACGCGUUCUCCGGCAGUCUCAACCUCGCAACCAUAUCCCGACUCCCACCAUCCAACAACAACCCGCUACACCCGUAAAACAGAGCAAAUACGCUUCCCUAAAUAAUCACCAAAUGGCUCAAAUCGACGGCAUUCCGGUCACCUACAUCUUGGAGAAAUUACAUCAACUUGGCACUCGUUAUUUUGGCGACAAAUCCACCGCAUUCGCUGAAUUGCACGUCGAGGGAAUCAAUAAACCAUUUUGGGUGCACGAGGAAUACUUGGUCCUCCAAUCCCUCUUCUUUCGUGAAGUGUUUGAGAAUGUUUCGAGCGGUGACGUUAUCACCAUAAAGUUGCCUUCACCAGAGACCUUCGAGCCGUUGCUAGAAUUUUUAUAUUCAGGCGAUGCGGACAAGUGGUACGACACGUUAACCGUGGAGAAUUAUCACGAUGUGUGGAAGAACAUCGAAUACCUCGGAUUGGGGCCUGCAGCACAGGCA